Rosa rugosa (rugosa rose) is the source of this 1526-nucleotide messenger RNA. RefSeq lists its product as uncharacterized. Gene Ontology annotation, biological process: transcription initiation at RNA polymerase II promoter; transcription open complex formation at RNA polymerase II promoter. The coding region runs from base 125 to 1240 and encodes 371 amino acids. Gene Ontology annotation, cellular component: transcription factor TFIIE complex. The record is from RefSeq and is a predicted model, not a curated record. The transcript is spliced from 9 exons. Lineage: Eukaryota; Viridiplantae; Streptophyta; Magnoliopsida; Rosales; Rosaceae.
ACCCGGAGCGUAUAAAAGGCUGGCAGUUUCAUAAACAUAACAGAAUCCCCCACCUCUCUCUCUGGCCGGAACGGAAGUAAACACGAAAGUGACCGACUACGUAAAACCAUUGAAGAGCAAAACAAUGAGCAUCGAGGUUUUCAACAGGUUUGUGAGGCUUGCGGCCAGAGCGUUCUACGAUGACGUCACGCCGGAAAGUGAUAAUAAGCAGCCCAAGACUGGCCGGAGCGACAAUAAGGGAAUCGCCGUCGUGGUGCUCGACGCGCUAUCGAGGCGACAAUGGGUGAGAGAAGAAGAUCUGGCGAAGGACUUGAAACUGCACCCCAAGCAACUUCGUCGUGUUUUGCAAAUGUUGAUGGAGGAAAAGUUGGUGAUCAGAGAACAUAGGAAAGAGACAGCUAAGGGUGUGAAGAUUUUCAGUGCUGCGGUUGCUGCCACAGCCAAUGGGCAACAACACAGAAAAGAAGGCGAAGAGAAAAUUAAGCUGCAGACUCACUCUUACUGCUGUCUGGACUAUGCUCAGAUAUAUGAUGUAGUAAGGUACAGACUGCACCUUUUGAAGAAAGAACUGAAAGAUGAACUGGAGGGGAAGCACGCAGUGGAGGAAUAUGUAUGCCAUAACUGCAGGAAAAGAUACAACGCAUUGGAUGCACUGCAACUGGUUUCUAUGGAGGAUGAGCACUUCCACUGCGAAAGUUGCAAUGGGAUACUUGUGGCCGAGAGUGACAAGCUAGAUUCUCAAAACACAGCAGGCCGAGACUGCAAAGCAAUGCUUCAAAAUAUGGAGGUACAGCUGAAGCCUUUAAUGGAACAAAUUAAUAGAGUUAAAGAUUUACCUUUUCCUGAAUUUGGAAGUCUCCAAGCUUGGGAAGCCAGAGCAAGUGCUCCACGACUUGCAGAGAAUAGUGAAUCUAGUGCCAUUGAUCCCUCCAUAUCUUCUCAUGGGCUGGGUUAUGGUGGGACGCCCAUGCCUUACGUUGGAGAUACAAAGGUUGAAGUUGUGUUUUCUAAGAAUGUGGACAAGGGUAAGGAUAUAAAAUCUCAAGCUGAUAAUACAGACCUAAAAGUUGUACCACCUUGGAUGAUCAAGCAAGAGAUGACUCUUACAAGGGAACAGUGUGGAGAGGUCAGGCAAAUGGAAUCCUCACAAAUGCACGUCUCUAGUCAUCAGGUUCGUUGUGUUGGCAUGAAGUCAGAACGGGAUGAGGAUGAAGGAGAUGAUAAUGUUGACUGGGAAUAAGUGGCAUCAGUGCAGGUAAUGCAAAUGAAAAUUACAAGGUCAAUGACUUGAAUGGCGAAGCAGAUGCUACCGCAGAGGAUAAGGGAUGAUCUAGACUGAAAGGAAGGUUGAAGAGCAAAGCUUUUUUGUCCUCUGAUGUUUCUAAACUUCGCAUUUAUGGUCGAUGAUGACGUUGAUAUGUAGAAAGUUUAGCAAGUUAUAAUGUGAGGGCUGAAGGCUUUGUGAAUGAUAUACAUGGAAAUGGUAAAAAAAUCUAAUUUUAUUUUUUAGGAUCAUUUUCGCUACA